AUGGGGGGUUUCUUAGAAAGAGUGAAGAAUAGGGGAAUUGUGCAUAGCGGUUGGUUGCAGCAGUUACUUAUUUUGGAGCACUCAAGUGUAGGGUGUUAUGUGUGUCAUGCUGGUUUUAGUUCUGUCAUAGAAGCUAUUGUUAAUGGUUGUCCGUUGGUAUUGUUACCUUUGAAGGGUGACCAGUUUUUCAAUUCUAAGCUCAUUGCUGAUGAUUUGAAGGCAGGGAUAGAGGUGAACAAUAGGAAAGAUGAAGAUGGGUUUUUUGAGAAAGAGGAAUUGUUGGAGGCUGUGAAAGCUGUUAUGGUGGAAGUUGAUAAAGAACCAGGGAAACAGAUAAGAGAAAAUCAUAAGAAAUGGAGGGAGUUUCUGUUGAAUAAGGAAAUUCAGGACAAAUUCAUCCCUGAUCUGGUUGCACAAUUGAAGUCUUUGGCUUAG
Messenger RNA from Trifolium pratense (red clover), 435 nucleotides. RefSeq names its product UDP-glycosyltransferase 79A6-like. Gene Ontology annotation, molecular function: UDP-glycosyltransferase activity. Bases 1 to 435 code for a protein of 144 amino acids. NCBI's taxonomy places the organism in Eukaryota, Viridiplantae, Streptophyta, Magnoliopsida, Fabales, Fabaceae. The transcript is spliced from 2 exons. The record is from RefSeq and is a predicted model, not a curated record.